Messenger RNA from Periconia digitata, 849 nucleotides. The record is from the annotation of a GenBank genome assembly. Lineage: Eukaryota; Fungi; Ascomycota; Dothideomycetes; Pleosporales; Periconiaceae.
UCAUCCCCGGCACUACCACCACCACCACAGGGAGCCAAGUGGAAAGAGAACGACAGCAAGGAGAACCACACACACAGAGAAAGACAGAGAGACAAGAGAUCCCAAGUGGAAACAAGCAACACCAACAAAAAAGAAGACGAAGCAACCAUGGCAACCUCCCACUCACCCCACAAACCCACCCCAACCCCAACCCCAACGCAAAAACCCUCAGACCCCCUCCCGCCCUCGUCAUCCUGCUUCUCCAUCCACUCCACACACGACACGACCAAGCUAGACGCCGAACCCCGCGGCCGCCUUAAGCGGCGCCGCCGCAUGUCCUCGCACUCCCCGCCAGCACCGCGUGCAACGUCCCCCUCUCGAGGCCACGACCGGGACUCGGGGAGUCGGCACCGCCACCACCACAGGAAGCACCAUCGUGCGGAUUCGUCGAGUUCCGCUACGCCGCCGCCGGGGCUCGUCGGCGGAGUGAAUAGGAGGAGGAGGAGCGAUGCGGAGCCCGAUCAUACACUGCGCGGGCGCGUGCGGAAUCGAUCGCGGAGUAGGUCCGGACGGGUGAUCUCGGAGGAAGAUGGGGAUAGCGAUGGUGGUGGUGGUGAGGACGGCACGUAUGAGAGCGAGGAAAGAGGUGUGAGGGAGAGGCGGAGGAGGAGGAGGGAUGUGCCGCCUAGUCGGGCCAGAGUGCUCGGCGAGGAUGGUCAGGCUGUCGAUAGGGAGAUGCGCCGCCAGAGGAGCUUGAGGAACAUGUAUGAGUAUAGCAAGCAUGGGAAGGCUGCGAGGAAGGAUUCGUUUGGCAUGGAUGUGCAGAGUGGCGGUUUGGACCAGGAUGAGAACAGGAGGCCGUCGUUUUGA